CUAUGCUUGCCAGUAUGGCUAAUUUCUGAAAUUUGCAUUUACAUCUUACAAUGAAGUGAAAACUUAGUGAAAGACUUUGUUUGAAAAAUAUCUUUUAACAUAAAGUUUUAUAUCAAUUUAAACAAUGUCCAAAAAAGCAAUGAAAAGCAACACCUCUGGACUUUCGAUUGGAAAGAUUUAUCUUCUUGUCUAUAACGCCGCUCAAACUCUUGGAUGGUCUUACAUGCUAUGGCAGUCAUUAGUACAUUUUUUGAACCGUGGUACUUUGGAUGCUUUUUGGAGUGAGAUCAAGUGGACUGUCAUUAUAUUUCAAAAUGCUGCUGUAUUAGAGAUUUUACACGCUGCUGUAGGCUUAGUUCCAUCUAGUGUAUUUGUAGUUCUUAUGCAAGUGUAUUCAAGAGUGUUUCUGGUAUGUGGAGCUUUACUGGCAACACAAGGAGCGACUACAAGUCCGGGGCUGCCUCUGUGUAUACUCGCCUGGUCGAUAACUGAAAUCAUAAGAUAUGCCUACUACGCUCUCAAUCUGGUCGAUAUUGUACCCUCAUCGCUGACGUUUUUGAGGUAUUCCACGUUUCUCGUGAUGUACCCCCUCGGUAUUACUGGAGAGCUGCUCUGCAUGUACCACUCGUUGGAUGAAAUCUUCGAGAAAAAACUUUUCACCGUCUCAAUGCCGAAUGCUUGGAAUUUCGCGUUUAACUAUUACUAUUUUCUAAUUUUUUACAUGUUCUUGUAUAUCCCAUUGUUCCCAGUACUGUUUGGUCAUAUGUUAUCACAAAGAAGAAAAAUGCUCGGUAAAGAACAGAAAAAAUCGAAAUCGAAUUAACUUGUAACAUUAUUAUUAAUGUGGAAUGGUGUGGGCUGAUAAAAUAGAAAAAAAAAAAAAUUAAAAUUAAGAAGAAGUAUUUUUGUAAAGUUUAGCAGAAGCAUUUUGGAGGAAAAGGAGAGCAGAGACAUAUAAAUUUUUAAACUUCGUUUUUAAAACUCUUAAUUUACAUUUUAAUAAGCUGUCGUCAGGUACUAGUUUACAGCUAAAUUACAAUUUACAGAGAUUAAUUAAACUUUCACAGAUUAAUUAAUAAUUUCAUUGCGAAUUUCGGAGUCUUGUCGGGCAAGCGUGAACGAAUGCGCAAGCGUGAAAAUGCACUAAAGCUACUAUUUAACAUCUACCUAGUUUCGCCACGCCUAUGGAUGCCAGUUUUAAGUGAAUCUAUAUUUAGAAAGAGCUUAGUUUAGGAGUAAAUUUCUUCACUUCCCAAGUAUGUUCACGCUACAUUUGACAGAAUGUCUGUUCGAUAGCUCAGUAAAAUCGAGGUAAUUAUAAUAUCAGCCGCGAGUCGCGCGUGCGAUUCUAUAUCAUUCCAUUCGUUUUGUGUCGCGCUGUAUGUGUUCGGCCCUCGCCGCUCGAGUCGUUGAUGCAGUGGUGGUGGUUGGACGCCCCCGCAGACCUCGUAGUCCCCGCUUGUGCGUGAAGUACUGGCGUGGACAAUGUCAAAUCAAUGUGUAAAUUGUGAUCUCUUGCGAUUGUGCUUUUGCGUGCGAGUUUUUUAUCUUCUCGAUCGCGUAAAAGUUGACGUUAAAGUUAAAAGUUAACGCUCCUACGUUUGCCGCAAGGGCCGCUGUUCCAACUCCUUACAACUUUGAGUUAACUUUGAUCUUGAUCACACUGAGCAUAACCUCACCGGUCUCGAUACUGAGAUGGUAUUUAUCGAAUGUUAUUACAGUUUUUUUUUAAAAUAUGUAACAAAAAUCUCAUUAGACACUUUAUAUUUGCUUAAUUUUAUGUAAAUCUACGGGAUAAGGAAAUUACAUUGCAUUUAUUUUACUUGGUAUUUAUGGGUAAUGUUAAUGAGGGUAACGGUUUUAAGCGCGCUUUUGUACGUUAAGUUGUUACGUUUGGGUUAUGGAUAUUGAUAAUUUAUUAAAUGAUUGAGCCUGUA
Messenger RNA from Bombyx mandarina (wild silkworm), 1937 nucleotides. It is a transcript of the gene Hacd1, whose product is annotated as 3-hydroxyacyl-CoA dehydratase 1. The record is from RefSeq and is a predicted model, not a curated record. NCBI's taxonomy places the organism in Eukaryota, Metazoa, Arthropoda, Insecta, Lepidoptera, Bombycidae. Gene Ontology annotation, molecular function: 3-hydroxyacyl-CoA dehydratase activity. Gene Ontology annotation, cellular component: endoplasmic reticulum membrane. Gene Ontology annotation, biological process: sphingolipid biosynthetic process; fatty acid elongation; very long-chain fatty acid biosynthetic process.